Saccharomycodes ludwigii is the source of this 1509-nucleotide messenger RNA. RefSeq names its product Dse3p (gene DSE3). The transcript has a single exon. The record is from RefSeq and is a predicted model, not a curated record. Lineage: Eukaryota; Fungi; Ascomycota; Saccharomycetes; Saccharomycodales; Saccharomycodaceae. Bases 1 to 1509 code for a protein of 502 amino acids.
AUGGCGAGAAAAUUCUUUACACAAAAAAUUAAAGGGAGUGUUGAUUUUAUAAAACCACCAUCUUUGACAUUAACGGAUGAAGAAUUAGCUCAAAUACCCGAUCCACCAACCUUUGAUGACUCAGAUACGACAAAUAUUAAAAGUAAAAGUAAAAGUAAUGGUGAUGCAAAAAAAGCUACCAAAAUUUCAAGAAAAUUUGGUGGCACCGUAAGAUUAGAAAAAAGGCUAAGUUCGAUACCAAUUAUUUGGCACCAACACGAAAAAAAUAAGUCAAGAAGACAGCAGCAAGAAAACGAUGACCUUUCUCAAGGAGAAAAAAAAAAUAGCUCAAUUUUCCAAAAAAAAAAAAAAGUUUCACAUUCGCAGACUAAGAUGGCAUUAAAUUACAACUAUGAUUCGAAUAAUAGCAGAAUAGAAGACGAUGCAGUUGAAUUGAAGCCUGUAGAUUAUAAAUUAGUAAAUAAAACAUUAUCUCAAACGGCUAGCAACGUUAGAAGUACUUCAGGUCCUAAUACCUUUUUAAGACCACCGCCACCGGCAUCUUGCCCUAGUAACAAUGAAAUGACAGCUAGGAAAGAAGCCACAACAAAGCCUUUUAAAAUUGAACAAUUUUAUAAUGUUUUUCCGACAUUACCACAACAAAAAAUGGCACCUGGAACUACAAUUCAUUAUAACCACUCUUUAAACAAAAGCAAUGAAACUUUACACACACAUAAAAGCAAAAAAAGUUCGAAUGAGGUUUUGUUUGAAGAGAUUUUAAGCUCUUAUAUGGAACAUCCACCGGUAAAAAAUAAAAUUGUGGUUAAUAAUUUUAAAAAGUGUGAAGAAAUUCAACAAAAACAUGAUAUUAAUUUUAUCAUUGAUGAAAAACAUUUUCAGGACUCUAUUAAAUGGGAGAAGAUUCAAACACCUGUUAAGGAUAUUUCCAUGAGAUAUAGCGUAAAUACUUUUGAGACACCAUCUACUGAGGAGGAAAAUGACUCUUCGUCAUUAGGUGACAAAUUACAAACACAAACAUCAGAUUCCAACUCUUCUUUGUCUGAAGGGGAAGAAUACUACGAAAAAGAAGAGUUUGGAAUCAUAGAGGGGAAAAAGGCACAAGAUAAUGCCAGUUUUACGAAGUUUGAACGUACAAUCAGUGAAUACCCAAGUAUGGAAAGAUUAAACACUACUGAAUCGUUAGAUAUCAAUGAAAAAAAUUGUAAUGCACAAAAUGAAUGGAAAUUCAGAGAUUCUAACUUUAUAAGUGAAUUAAAUGAUUUCUUAAAGGGUUCUAUAAAUUCAGCGUCAGAGACAAAGAAUAAUAAUGAUAAUAUUAAUAGGAAACAUCAUGUUUUAAAGCAGAUUAGAAUAGAUAGACCUACCAUAAUGUAUGUUGAGUAUUCUGAUAGUGAAAGUACAAACUCUAUUUACGAUAACAAAAAGGAAGUAUUAGCAAGAGGGAUGAAUGAUAAAGAUUUUUUUAUUGAAAGGUUAGAAGCUGAAAUUAAAGAUUUGGAAAUUGUAUGA